GUUCUACAUUAUUUCACAGUAUUUUAAUUGUAACCAAUAGCAUGCCAAGGAAUCACGUCCCGCCUGGUUUUAAUUGAUGUCCGGAGUAGAUAGUGAAUCCGAAGUGAAUGUCGUCACCCACCAGUUAUGGAGGAAGACGAGACAUCAAUACCAUUGUAAAACGCUAUUAAACCAAAAUUUAAGAAAGGCUCGCGACAGAAAUAACCACCAUAAUAUAUUUACAAUAACAUAAUGAAAAGCUCUUCCCCUAGCGUAUAUUUGUACUCAACUAUGGCCGCUGCAAUAACUUAAACCAAAUCCUACGAUUGCUUACUGGUUAACAUAGGUUGGAUUGCGGUACAGGACACGGCUGUGUCAGGCCCGCUUUUGCGAAGCAGUGCUACAUCCUCGUCACUCCCGACCGUCGUGGCUACGAUGCUCGGCCGUGACGAGUCCUAGCAGGCGAUGCUCGACUUCUGCGAAUCCACCAUUGGCGGCGGAAGGAGAGAGGGAGAUCCCUUCUUUCCUCCAGGAGUCGGAGGAACGCGUUGGUCCAACUUCGGCACCUGUGAGGAGGCAGUCUCCUCCCGGUGAUGGUAACGAGAGGACCAGAGGGGUUCGAGGCUGCGCCACACACUACUGUCACGCUAGUACGCUGGCACCAGGAGGAUGAGACGGCGCGUCGGCGACUGCGGUCUGUGGUGCGGUCCGCGUUGCCGUCGCCGGACGUACUGUGUAAGAAGAGCAACCCGGUCGACAGUAUAUCAAAUUCCGACCCGGCAGGCUGGUUUUGACCUAGGGGGUGUCUCGAAACACGGGACGGACGGGCCGCUGCACCAGAGAGACCGGCAUCAUUGGUCGACUAUGACCUCGACGACCCAUCGGUCGGGCGUCCCCAAAGUGGCACCGCGAGUCUGGUUGUAGUGUUGACCGCGGGAACCCCCUACUCUUCGGGAGUUCUGACCCGUAGUCGUUUGAUUCGGUAAGGCCCUAAAAUAUCCUUGGGCCCGCGGUCUGCUCCCAACAUCUGCAGACGUUCAAGCCCCACAAACCUCGCGUGCCACCUAGGCGGGAAUACCUCGUAAGAAGUGUGACCGAAAAAAAAAAGGUUGGGUUCGAUAACACGGUAAUGAUGGUCUAAAUUAUAUUAAACUUGGUGAGAAAAGAAUAAAAAGGUUGUCAAUAAAAUAAAAUAAAAACCUAGAAUUGUUCAGUUACAGUCUAUUUGUACGCGCAGCCGCUACGUCCGCAACAACACACAUUAUACAUAUUUGUCCAGGCGUUCAUUGCGAUGCAAAUUAGAAACACGACACUGAUGUGCUAUGUUUUAACGAAACGUGUGUGUUUUGUGACGCUCCCACAGGAACACGACCUGCAGCUAGCUGCUGACUACUCACUGCUGUCAGUAAGUUUGUUAAGCAGUUCAAGGUAAGAAUGUACGGUAGAGUCGUGCGUUAGGGCUUGAAGGGUUAUGUCCAAUACAAUUGAAUCCAGCUCGGUGUUGCUGUAGUUAGCCCCCUAACUACUCGUACGUGCUAGGUCGAGGGUCGUGACCAACAAGUUGCCUAAUUCUUUGUCUUGGUGCUUACUAUUAAUGUCUGUCUAUAUCUGUUUUGAUGAAAGCUUUUUCAGCUUCGCUCUGAAGGCGGGCGAGCGUGGGCACAGCCCGGUGAAAUGGGAUUCUCUAGCUCAAAGGCAGUUGUUUCGCGAAUUGUAUUUACUACCGGAUCGGCAUCGCGACUGCUGAGAAGAACCUGCGAUUAACUUAGCGGGCUGUUGUUAUGGGUUAAAUUCAACAUCGAACUUUUCGAUAAGUUCAACGAUGCACGAUAGCACGAUAAGCCACAAUAAUAGGAUAAUCGACGCUAGUAAUAGACGUGCCGCCGACCGUGAUAACACAAAUGACUCAUAUAUAUAAUACAUAUUGAAUCUUCAGUAUUCGCUAUACAAGAUCAGGCAGUAAUUACGAGACAAAUAGAAAGAGAUAUUCUAAAGAAAUUCUUCAAUGGUAAGUGUCGCCUAUGCCUAGCAAAAGACGAGUCCAUAGAGCACAUAAUCUCGGGAUGUGAAAAACUGGCCGGCACUUACUAUGUGAACAGACAUAACAACAUAGGAAAGUAUAUUUGGUGGACAAUAGGAAGAAAACACAAUUAUGAAAUAGACCCGCUAUGGUGGAAGGCGAAUUUGACUCAACCUCGGAUAAAAGAAAGCAGCUCCGCGAAGCUAAUGUAGGAGAUACCAGUGCAGACGGACGUUACAAUAAAGCACAAUAGACCAGACAUUAAUAUACAUAGACAAGACAGAAAAUAAAACCUACUUAAUAGAUAUAACUGUACCAUCUGGCUACAAUACAGAACCAAAAGAACUGGAAAACUUAGUAAAUACCACCCCUUAAAAGUAGAACUAACAUGACUCUGGAAUACACACACAGAAACCAUCCCCAUAGUAAUAGGCGCAACAGGCGUAGUGGCAAAAAGUAUAUGACGGCGUUAACGAUAUUUAUGUUAUAUAGCACGUGCAAUAGGAGUGACUCACACAAGCCAGGCGCGCCGUCCGUGUCGUUCCACUCGUAAACAACAGCUACAUCAGAAGUGAGAUCAGGACUCUACUCUCACUGGCGUGACGUGUUUGAACAUGUUCGAAGUACAGCAAAAAAAAACAUGAUGCAGAUCAGAAUACUAGUAGUGGUACGCCACAUGAACGUGAAUGCAGCAUACGUAAGUCGUGUAAUAACGUCUCUGUUACCUCGAUGGAAGAUCUGAGCCACGAAGAAAUCGUCACAUCUUACGUUCUGGCUCAUGUUGCCCAGUUUGACUGUCGACGUCAUCACAUGGCGUUUACUAACGGAAAUACAACACGUAACAAGCUAUUGCAAGAAAUUAAGGCAAGUGCAAAUCUCAAGUGAAACUUCGAUCGCAAUAAUGGAUCUGUCAUGACGAGUGGGUAGUUCCGACACGAAUCGUUUUUAAGCCAAUGACUAUUGCUAGAGUUAUAUGGCACUAGUACAGUAAACCAGGACAUGAGACUGUGAAUUGUCGCUGAAAUUUUAGAAUCUACUCGAUUCAAUACCAAUAACACUACACGUUCGAUGACUUCGGGCUCCAGCAAGCAAGCAAACAAGAAAGCAAGCAAGUUUCCGUGGGGAAGAGAAAUUGACACAUCUGAAGUCGUCGUGACCUGUAAGAUAAGACGUCCGGUGCGUUCGUGUCUGGCGAUGCGGCGGUGUUCGGGUUCCGCUGGCGGAUGCAGGUUUUUCCGGUGAAGUGCGUGCUUGUGCGUGCUUGACAAGUGUUCGUGGUUGGCUUCCUCAGUGUGGGAGUAACAUCGUGUAAGAGAGGUGGAACCCGUAAAAUUGUAGUUUGCGUGGUGGCUGGUAAGAUUUGUUGCGGUAAGAAGUUUGCAUGGUGGUAAAAUGUCUUGUGAGUCUGCACAGGUAGCCGGAGGUGAGACUUCCGCGGUCGCGGCCCACCCAGUCCGCGAGAACCGGGCAGAUCGCCUCGACGGUACGGAGGCCGGCUGACGGGUCCGCCAAACGACGAGACCACGCCUCCAGCACGGACUGCCGAUAUUGGAGCCCCCGCGCUCCGGCUGCACUUGCGCUAGGGCGCGCCGCCUCGUAGGAGACUGUGAGCCUGCAAAACCUGAACAACCUCCUCAUCCGUGGGCGCCCGGCUCUCGCCUGCAAGUCGGCUGUUACGUGUGCGGUGAUGCGAGCCAUGUAGCUUCUGGGUGUUCCAUGCGCUACAAGAAGAAAAACGACACUGCUCCAGGUGCUGUGGCAGGUCCAACCAGAGACGUCAACGUGUGUUCCAGAGCUUCAGUGUGUUACAGAUAAGUGGUUUUGGCUUCCCCUUUAUGUUCCAUUGAGGGUCAGAAUGUAGUCUUAUAAAACAAAGCCAUAGUAAUUUAUUCAAUGGUAAGAGGUUUCAUGAACAAGAAACUGAUCUUAAUGAUGACGACUCUAUCACUGAGAAUAGAAGCGACAUUUUUGUCCGCAAAUAGCGAUACAGCAAACAUAGUCUGUGGGUAGUGAUACAAUGUCUGUAAGCUCAGGCACCUCAGGUGCAGGUGUUGGAAAUGUAGAAAACGAUGGUCGGUCUCGCACUAUUUCUGAAGAAAUUCCGUAUAAAUGUUCUGGUUUAAGAAAUGUUUUAACAAACGCUACCGUACACGCAGAUUAAAAGAGAAUUGUAUGUGGCUAGAGAGAUGUUAAUCCGGACUAGCAAAAAAAAAAAGAGAAAAAAAAGAAAGAAAGUGUGAAGUCAUUGAAGGGUCUGUCCGGUCCAAUGGCUUGGCUAUAGGGAUUUUCAUCCAGAUUAGCCACAACAAUUAGCUACAGGGAUUGCGAUUCGGUCUAGCAUUAUCCGGUCCAGUUCGAAAAACUGAAGGGAUAACAAUUCCGGUCUAAGUUAAAAGGGACAUACUUACAUACCUGAAGAGUUUUAAAUGAACUGGCCCAGGUAUGUAAGCAGUCUGAAGGUUAUUUAUAGCCAGUAUAGGAUUUUCUGAAGAAUUAUGCGAACCGAACCGUACUAGAUUGUUAAUAUCAUAGACCACGUUUUAAGUUGCAUCCGUUAAUGUCAGGAUGAACGAACACGUUUGUUGUUCACAGACAUACCAUAAGAAUGCGCGCACGAGGACGAGCGCACGUCAGUAUGGCCGUGACGGCGUUAACGAUAUUUAUGUUAUAUAGCACGUGCAAUAGGAGUGACUCACACAAGCCAGGCGCGCCGUCCGUGUCGUUCCACUCGUAAACAACAGCUGCAACAGAAGUGACUCAUAAGCCAGCUGCGCCGGCUAGUAUAAAAAGGCGGAACGUGCCUUGAAAUGGACAUUCGUUGGACUGCGCUUGCCUGGUGCACUUACUAUAUCCUUGUUACGUUGUGUGAUUCAGUGACUGUUGUACGUACUGGUUAAAGUUGUGUUAACGCCUACGAAAUUUUACUGAGCAAUGUUAAAUUUUUAUUUAUGUUCACCGACACAAUUUUUACACACUUCAAUUAAUGGCCGUGCCAAGCUAACUCGUUCGCAAUGUAAAAAUCAAGAAAAACACUGUAUAAAGGAAAUACAAGCACAAAAUCGAUUGUGGGAGUUUUAUUCAAGAAACCCAAGCAUCCAACAUCUGGCGACCGUCAAAAGAACCUUCAAAAUUCUUCGGAAAAGAACAUUUUUUCAAUCGGAUGGUCAAGUCAUAGUAUCGGUCAGAAACGUAUUCGCCGAAACCAGCUGCCGUCCUCAACUGUAUCCACGGGAUCUUGGAGCUCAAGCCAUUGCAGCCCUCGCCGGUCAUCGAUCAGCAAUCAGCAUCGAGCCGCAGCCCAGGCCAAUGCAGCUAAGUGCCCUUCCCAUACUUUCCCGUCUAUAUAAUCACACCAACCUAAAUUCCAAUAACAUUUUUUCCUAUUUACCCAAAUCGAUUAGUCUGUACUUGUGCUGGUUGUCUUUAUACAGUGUUUUUUUAUCUUUUCAAUAUAAUUUCAAUUCAUUUUAGUUUUUAUCAUAGUGAGUCUUACCCACAUCAUAAAAAUAUCCAAACCAAAAAAGUGUUUCUUAAUUUUCGUUAUUAUUUUCUACAUUGAGUAAUUAUAUUUAUAUUAUUAACAAAGGAAGACAAGCGGACGGCCACCCAACAAUAAGCGGGUACUGUCGCUAGGUACAAAUUUUGCUAGAUAGUUCUUUAAAUAACUGAAUACCCACUGUGCCUAAUUAUUAUUUUUUAUCCUUUCUUGCAUUGUUGUUUUUGCAAUCAAUUCACACAAUUUAGCCGAACAUUCCAGACAAACGGUGCGCCUUCGCACGUUACCUAAUGGCUGCGAUAAAGAAGUUCAGCCCCGCUGGGUCCCAGGGUUCCGGGUGAGAGUGCAGCAGGGCCGGACUCCAGUGCAGGUCACGUCUAGUCGAGGAGCGUGAGAUAACUUUAAUAUUUUUAAUUUAUUAAUUAACUAAACAGAUUUUAUUCUAUUUUUGCAUUCAUUUCAUUAUCUGUAGUACUAGACUUUGCUUUUCUUAUUGCUUCUUUUACCAGUUACAUAUAAUAAUUAUAUUACAUUAAUUUACAAACUUUUUACUUAAUAUAUUAGAAACUUAUAAUUUUUAUUUAUCAUGGGAGGUGAAACUAGUGCAAAAGACUCUCAAGAUUUGCUGGAUCUUUUUGUUAAACGUAGCUCCAUAAAGGGGCAAAUAACUAAAUUUCGGAACUAUUUAACUCAGACAAGCUCAAAAGAAACACUAACUUCUCUUGAACUUGCUGAAUUGACACUUAAGCUUAGCAAAUUUGAGUCACUGUCAAAUCGAUUUGACGACUUGCAGACUCAGAUAGAGGUUUUGAAUCGUAGUGAUUUGACAAACGAGGUUGAUGAGCGAGAUGACAUUGAGCAGUUAUUUAUUACAAACAUCGUUUCCGCUCAAAGCAUUAUUAAACAACAUAAUGCAAGUAAACAUGACGAAAGUAAUUACAAAGAUCUUAACUCUAGUCAGUCAUCAGCUCAGUGUAAUAUCGAUCAUCAUGAUGUUUUGGGAUUUAAAUUGCCCCAAAUACAGAUUGCUAAGUUUGACGGAUCAUAUUUCCGUUGGCUUGAGUUCCGUGACACGUUUCUGAGUUUAAUUCAUAACAAUGAGCGAAUUGCUCCAAUUCAUAAGUUUCAUUAUUUAAUGUCAUACUUAACGGGUGAUGCAGCACGCAUUAUUACUAACUUCGAAGUUUCUAGUUCCAACUAUAAAAAUGCUUGGCAAUUAUUAUGCAGUCGUUAUGAUAAUAAACGUCAGUUGAUAAAUCAUCAUUUAAAUUCAUUAUUAAAUAUUCAACAGACAACUCGUGAGUCUGAUAGAUCUUUAAGAUUUAUGGUAGAUCACAUCACUAAGAAUUUAAGGGCGUUGUCUAGCCUAGGUCAACCUACCGACAAAUGGGAUGUCCUCAUAAUUCACAUAAUGAGCUCAAAGCUGGACAGCCACACUCUUUUGAAAUGGGAGGAGUGUCGUGGCGCGUUGGAUGAUGUACCGAAUUUGGAACAUUUCUAUAAGUUUUUAAUCAAUCGUGCUGACGUCCUUGAGUCUAUAAAUCGUAAUUCAUAUAAAUCAAUGCAUUUUAACUUUACUACUUCUAAUAUUAAUAAUAAGCAAGAUAAGCCAUAUACAAAAUCUUUUGCUUGCACUAGCAAUGAAACCACUGCUUCUGCAAAUCUUAUAUCGUGUGUAGUGUGUCAACAAGGUCAUCGAAUCUACAACUGCCCUACCUUCAUUAGUAAGAGCGUAAAGGAGCGUAUAGCUGAAGUACACAAACUAAAACUAUGCACUAAUUGUUUGAGGCCAGGUCACAAGGUACAAACUUGUCGUCUCGGUCCGUGUCUUAAGUGCAAGGGUAGACACAAUACUCUCAUACACAAACCAGUAGAUACUGUACCUAACAAUAGACUCACUUCCAGUGCCUUGUCCGUGCCACACAGCACUGACGAUACUAUUGUAAAUUUUUCUAAACAAAAUACAAAUCAAGUUUUGUUAACUACAGCCUUAAUCGAGGUGGCUAAUCCACGGACGAACCAAACAGAAAGAGUUCGGGCCCUAUUAGAUUGUGGAAGCCAGUCUUCAUUCAUAACGGAGACACUUAAACAGAAGCUGUGUUUACCGUCAAACUCAAACUGCCAUGUCAACCUUAUGGGCAUAGGCGAUAAUCAUACCGGUAAGGUCACAGAGACCUGUGUGGCGCAAUUGAGGUCAUUAGUCAACCAGUUCAACGUCACAUCAGGCUUUUUAGUAUUACCACAAAUAACAGGUCACAUACCUAAAUUACCUAUAGACACUACACAAAUACAAAUACCUAAAGGCAUCCAAUUAGCAGAUCCUAACUAUCACCAACCAGCGCCGAUUGAAAUACUCAUCGGUGCCGAUCUUUUCUGGGAGAUUCUUGGCCGCGAGACUCACUCUCUCGGUCCUAAUAAUCCAAAGUUAAGGAGCUCUCAGUUUGGUUGGAUUAUUUCGGGUCCUAUGACUACAAUCACUACAUCACACAAAAACAAAACAGUACAAUGUAACCAUUCCAUAAUAUCAAACAGUCUUAAUGAUGACAAUACUAAAAUUCACAAUGACCUAACUAAAUUCUGGGAACUUGAAGAAGUUCCACUAAGAUUCAAAUUUUUAAAAUCAAUUUAUUUAUUAUAAAAAAAAGAAUACAAUAUUCCUAACUGAUCCAAAUUGAGUGAAAGUGAGAAGGCAUGUGAAUCUCAUUUUCUAUCCCACACUUUCCGCUUAGAGUCCGGUAAAUUCUCAGUGAGUUAACCUCUAAAGGAAUCACCCAACUGUCUUGGACAGUCAUACAACUUAGCCAAAUUACGAUUAUUGAAUUUAAAAGGACGCUUUCCUCAUGACAUUUGGCAGAUUCGUGUCACGCCGGAGCAGGCCAACUGAGUUGUUCUGUAAUAACGGACGCAAUUUUGUAGCGGGUUCUAAAUGAAUCAAUAUUUUUUUCAAAAUAAACUCUAAAUCUUUAUCUGAUUCUGCAAGUGAGGAUGGAAUAAAAUUUGUAUUUUUACCAACUUACGCUCCUCACUUUGGCGGAAUCUUUGAGACCGGAAUAAAAUCCGCAAAAUUUCACAUUAAGCGCGUUAUGGGUAAUUCACACUUAACAUUCGAAGAAAUAUCUACUCUUUUCGCACAAGUAGAGGCUAUAUUGAAUAGCCGUCCAUUAUGUCCUAUUUCACCCUCUCCUGAUGACCUCCUUUGCCUGACUCCCGGGAGCUUUCUCAUUGGCCGGGCUCUCACUGCUCUUCCUUCGCCUGUGCUGGAAAACUGCAACUACAAUAAUUUGCAACGCUACGCUCGAUUACAGCAAAUAUAUCAACAUUUUUGGCAGCGCUGGCAGCGUGAAUAUAUUGCUGAGCUUCAACAACGCCACAAGUGGAAGACCAAUUCUUCAAAACCAAAUGUAGGAGAUUUGGUACUGUUGCAAGAAGAUGAUGUUCCUCCCCUCUGCUGGAGACUUGGACGCAUAUCCAGACUAUUUUAUGGUCCAAAUGAUGGAGUACCUCGAGUCGCUGACGUCAAUACUUCUAGAGGCUGCGUGCGCCGCCCGUUGGUUCGUCUGUGUGCUUUGCCUACCGCAGUAGAACUAGAGGGUUGAAACCCGAAGAAUCGACUUUCAACGGGGGGAGGAUGUUAACGCCUACGAAAUUUUACUGAGCAAUGUUAAAUUUUUAUUUAUGUUCACCGACACAAUUUUUACACACUUCAAUUAAUGGCCGUGCCAAGCUAACUCGUUCGCAAUGUAAAAAUCAAGAAAAACACUGUAUAAAGGAAAUACAAGCACAAAAUCGAU
This is a messenger RNA of Bombyx mori (domestic silkworm), 9286 nucleotides long. RefSeq lists its product as uncharacterized. The record is from RefSeq and is a predicted model, not a curated record. Gene Ontology annotation, biological process: proteolysis. The transcript has 2 exons. NCBI's taxonomy places the organism in Eukaryota, Metazoa, Arthropoda, Insecta, Lepidoptera, Bombycidae. Gene Ontology annotation, molecular function: aspartic-type endopeptidase activity. The coding region runs from base 6082 to 8133 and encodes 683 amino acids.